Messenger RNA from Rhinocladiella mackenziei CBS 650.93, 2019 nucleotides. RefSeq lists its product as uncharacterized. Lineage: Eukaryota; Fungi; Ascomycota; Eurotiomycetes; Chaetothyriales; Herpotrichiellaceae. The coding region runs from base 1 to 2019 and encodes 672 amino acids. The transcript has a single exon. The record is from RefSeq and is a predicted model, not a curated record.
AUGGGCGCGCUGGAGGCAUCGACUUUCGUCCCCCUCUUCAUCCUUCUACCUCAACAAGCAGACGCUACUGAAAGGCCUAACCGACCGACUACGAAAGCAUCUACUACACAGACCAUUAGUUUCUACACGUUUUCGAUAGGAGGCAGAUUCGAAGAUCAAUCCUUUCACAUGGCGUCUCAGCAAGAAGGAUCAAAUUCCCCUAGAACUCCAGGAGACUGGACCUCUGUCCCUUCUGACGGCGAAUCCGAGCCAUUCUCCAAUUCGAGCUCGCUUGAUGAACUGUUCGAGGAGCAUCGGUUGCACUUGACGGUCAACCCUCUUGAUCCAUUCAUACCCACCCUUGCCGAGCAGCACAGGUCUCCUCCCCGUGCAAUUUACUCAGAGCCGAGUAUAUACAUGUUUUCGACCAGUGCUAUUGUCCAAGAACCAAGUAUGGACGUGUCUCCACCGCCGUACCAAGAUUUCGAUUCCAAUUUCGUGAUCGACGUCGACCGGUUAGCCAAUUUAGAAACCGGCCUCAAAUUCAUUUCAAACGAACAAAUUGAUUGGGAGGACAAUUUCAAUCUUAUGUCUGACUCUUUCUUUGAUGAAGUCUUCAAUACAGGGGACUACAUCGACCUGGAUCCGGAUGAUGGACAGGAAUCAACGAUGAAGACGAAUGGUCCCGGCACCAUUUCAGAACCGGCUCUAGUUGAGGAACCCGCAUCUAGAACGGCGCAAACCUCCGGUAGGGAGCAAUCAAUCAUCUCGGAAAACGGGUUGGAUAUUGAAUUUGACAAUUGGAGCCAAGAGUUCCUCAAUAUGGAUCAGCAAUCCCUAGCCGACUGGGCUCAAAUGAUUGAUGUCAACUUGGACCUUCUCACUGAUUUGACCGAACCAGGUAUGUUCGUUUGCAAUCGUCCCCCCUCAUCCCAGCCCCAGCCAGCUAUGAAUACUUACCAGAAGUCAUCGUUUGAGAAUCCGAUUUCUAGCUUGAGCAAAGCGUCUGAGCAAGGAAGCAGCUCAGAUUCGUCUACUCAGCCGCUCUCUCCCCCAGGAUUCGUGAUUCUUGGUAGUUUUCUAAGCUCAGAAUCCAGGCUCGGUCAAUCUCAAUCUCAACCAUUGAUGUUCAGCUCGUUCCAGAGCUCUGCCCUCGGAAGACCCUGCUCACCGAAGUAUGUGCAACCAUCCUCGAAUGCACUGGCUCAGAGCGCCGACGCUUCUCAAUUCGACCUACCUCCAUUAGACUUCAGUGACAUACCUGUAGUUGACUUGGUCGCUCCAGAAUCAUCACCGUCCUCAAGAUCUGUCACCUUGACUCCCGGACCAACUGCAACGCCUACAACUCCGAGAUCCGAUAUCCCUGUCAGUAAAUCCCUCAAUGCGACGGAGCACAGACGCCGAUUGCGUGAGGAUUCAUUCAGUCGCUCUCGUGAAAAUCGUUUGGCUCCUUGUCGCCAGGAUCGGCGACGGCACCAGAAAUCUGAGAAUAUGCGAAAAGAAUUGACCUCGGCAUCGUCAAGCCAUGGUCCAGGGCAGGUUCGCAUGCAACACUCCAGCGCAUCGCCUCCGCCGGUGCCACGGAGCACGCGAUCGACCCUGCAUGUCAACAAGCGAUUCGACAACUUUCAAGACAAAGGCAAGCAUAAAGUUGAGGAAGACAUCAGUUCCCCAAACAACAAUUCAAAGCGCGCAUUGUACAGAGUCAUUCGAGACGGGCAAGUCAUAGGCUACUUCCACGAGUUCCGAUGCGACAGAUCAGAUAUUAUUAUUCAGAAUGGUCGUGUCUUCCGCGAGGUUCAGACCCAUAAGGGCAUCCUUCCCUCACCAAGAUCUGUGUCAAAUGCGAUUUCGAUUUCGACUUCCGCAGGUCCUUCCCGACGCUCAGAGCGUUUGCAAAUGCCUCCGCAGUCCACGGCCUCUUCUGCGGGUCUCUCUGGAUGCUCAGGACGUCUCCGACUGCCAGCACAAUCGAACUACAAGUCGAAGCUUAGACCUCGAGAUGGUCAUCGUUACUCAGAUACGGGAAUGAAUGAAUGA